AAAGAUGGCUGCUGACACUGGACGUUACAGGGGAGCUGUCAACAAAAACAAAGACCCCUCUGGUCUUCUCAUUUCUGUCAUAAGGACUCUGUCCCGCAGCGAUGACGUCCAGGACAGGGAGACAGAGAAGGGGCGUCUCGAGGAGGCCUUCGAGACGUGCGACCGGGACCUGGACGAGCUCAUCGUGCAGCACUACGCCGAGCUCACCACCGCCAUCCGGACGUACCAGAGCAUCACCGAGCGCAUCACCACUUCCCGCAAUAAAAUCAAACAGGUGAAGGAGAACCUUCUGUCCUGCAAGAUGCUGCUCCACUGCAAGCGGGACGAGCUGCGGAAGCUGUGGAUCGAGGGAAUCGAGCACAAGCAUGUCCUGCAGCUCCUGGAUGAGAUUGAGAGCAUCAAGCAGGUGCCUCAACGCUUGGAGGCCUACAUGGCCAGUAAGCACUACCUCCACGCCACAGACAUGCUGGUGUCCGCUGUGGAGUCUCUGGAGGGCCCCCUGCUGCAGGUGGAGGGCUUGAGCGACCUGCGCCUGGAGCUCCACAGCAAGAAGCUCAACAUCCACCUGGUGCUCAUCGACGAGCUCCACCGUCACCUUUACAUCAAGUCCACCAGUCGCCUGGGACACAAGAACAAGGACAAGAACGCGGCGCGCCUUCCGGGCUCUGCGGGCAAAGACGCGUCUCCCAUGCCGGCGUUGGACGUCAGCGGCCUUUCCACCCCGCGUAAACUACUGGAUUCGUCACAAUUCAGCACACCCGGCUCGAGCAGCGUGCGUGAGCUUCAACAAGACGUGCGGGAGUCAAACCAAUUAGACCUCCCAGAGGUGGACCCGGAGGAGAACAGCGCAGAGUUCAUGGGCAUCCUCAUAAAGGCUCUGGCCAAGCUGAAGAAGAUCCCAGAGACCAUCAAAGCCAUCAUGGAGCGGCUGGAGCCAGAGCUCAAGCAAAUAGUCAAGAGGUCCACCACGCAGAUCGCGGACCAUGCCUACCAGAGAGGGGAGAACCUUGCUCAGGAGAGUCAACCAAGGCUUCUGCUGGAGCUGCUGGAGCUCCUCUUUGACAAGUUUAAGGCGGUGGCGCAGGCGCACAGCGUCGUGCUGGCCCACCUGCAGCGCAUCGCCGUGCAGUGCCCAGGCGGCGCCCACGAGGAAGGCAUCAAGCUGUACGAGCAGGCCGACGUCUCUGCCAAGAUCCAGACUGUGCUGCAGGUGCUGCUAAUGGAGUAUCUGGAUGUGAAGAACAGCCGCAGUGCUACAGAGCCGUCGGCCCAGCUCGCUUACGCCAGCACAGGAAGCGAGUUUGCCGCCUUCUUCGCCAAGAAGAAACCGCAGCGCGCCAAGCAGUCGCUCUUCAAGUUCGAAUCGUCGUCCCAUGCCAUCAGCAUGAGUGCCUACUUGAGAGAGCAAAGACGAGAACUCUACAGCAAGAGUGGAGAGCUACAAGGCGGCGCCGACGACAACCUGAUGGAAGGCGGGGAAAUGAAGUUUGUGUGUAAGCCGGGAGCGAGGAACAUCACUGUCAUCUUCCAGCCUCUUCUUAGGUUCAUUCAGGAGAUCGAGAUGAACAUGGGUGCGGGCCAGGCCAAGCAGUGCCAACUCCGAACCUUCCUGACGUACUACAUCAACGACCUUUUCCUCAACCAGGUGCGCACAGAGAUCAACAAAGAAAUUGAGGCAGUGAGCAAGGUUGCCAACCCCUUGAAGAUCCUCGCCAGUGCUGACACCAUGAAGGUUCUCGGUGUACAGAGACCCGUGCUCCAGAGCACCGUGGUGGUGGAGAAGUCCAUCCAGGAUCUGAUGAAUCUCAUGCAAGACCUGAGCGCCUACUCCAACCAGUUCCUGGAGAUGAUCUGCGACAAGCUCAAAGAGUAUAAGGAGAUCUGCAACACAGCCUACAGGGGAAUAGUCCAGUGUGAGGAGAAGCUGACCAUCAGCGCUUCCUGGUCCAAAGACGAGGACAUCAGUCGCCUGCUCCAGUCGCUCCCCAACUGGGCCAACAUGGCCCAGCCCAGACAGACACGGCAGAAACGAGAGGACGAAGAAGACUUCACCCGGGCGGCGUUUGCCAAGGAGUCGGAGGUGCUGACGGGCAACCUCGGCGACAAGCUCAUCCCCCAGAACGAGAUCCUGCGCGACGUCAGCGACCUCAAAUCCCUCGCAAACCUCCACGAGAGCAUGGAGUGGCUGUCCGGCCGCCUCAAGGCCUUCUUCGCGAGCCUGCCUCCGGGAUCCAGUUUGUCGCCGUGCUCGUCCGACAGCCAGGCGACGGGCGACGGCGAGCGCACCCGGGAGCAGAUCCUGCAGACCCUCGGUGACCUGUGCAGGGGUUUCCAGGACAUCGCCAACCGCUGCCUCCUCGCGCUGCACCUGGAAGUCAGGGUGCACUGCUUCCACUACUUGAUCCCGUUGACCAAGCAAGGCAACUACGCCAUCGUUGCCAACGUGGAGAGCAUGGACUACGACCCGCUGGUGGUCAAGCUCAACAAGGACAUCUCGGCCAUCGAGGAGGCCAUGGGGGCCGCCCUGCAGCAGCACAAGUUCCAGUACAUCUUUGAGGGUCUGGGCCACCUGAUCUCCUGCAUCCUCAUCAACGGCGCCCAGUACUUCAAGAGGAUCAGCGAGUCCGGCAUCAAGAAGAUGUGCCGGAACAUCUUCGUGCUGCAGCAGAACCUCACCAACAUCACCAUGUCCCGGGAGGCCGACCUGGACUUUGCCAGGCAGUACUACGAGAUGCUGUACAACACGGCGGACGAGCUGCUCAACCUGGUGGUGGACCAGGGCGUGCGCUACACGGAGCUGGAGUACAUCAACGCCCUGUCGCUGCUGCACCGCAGCCAGACGGGCGUGGGCGACCUGAGCACCCAGAACACGCGGCUGCAGCGGCUGAAGGAGAUCGUGUGCGAGCAGGCCGCCAUCAAGCAGGCCAGCAAGGACAAGAAGAUCACCACCGUGUGAUCGGACCACCAGACUUAGGGCCCAUCUCAUCUCAAUUUUCCUAUUACAGGCUAAUGGCUGCUUUCAAUUACAUCCCUAUCUCUGCGGUAAGCCCUCCCACGGGCCCACUCCUCCUGCCCGCAGUCAUAUAACGUAUGAAUGUCAUAUUAAAGCCACUCGGCAACUGGUCCCGUAACGGACGAUGUGUACAGUGGUACAUUGAGAUACAAGUUUAAUUUGUUCCGUAACUACGCUCAUGACCACAAAACACCUGUAUGUCUAAUCAUAUUUCCCCAUUGAAAAUGCUAUUAGUCCAUUCCAGCCUUGCCCAAAAGAAAACAACAAUUUUUGUAAUGUGCUCUUUAAUGAGGAAAAAUAGCACUCUAUAAUGUUGUACUUUAAACAAAGAACAUACAAAAACAUACAGUCAUGAUAUAAUUGAACAGAAUUUAAAGAAUUAAAAAGCUUUCGGCACACUUUUUGCUUCAAUUCAAUGAACAUUGUGCUGAUCCUUCUGGUGUGUACAAACGUACAUAAUAUACAAAGACACCUCAUUCCUCAGCAGGCCGCGCUAAUAUGAAUGGUUCUUCGCAUAAGAUAAAGCAUACAGGCCUGUGAGUAUCGGUCUACAUGUGUUACUUCACUGUUUGUGUUCAAAUAGCCAUCGCUGAUAAGUUUAUAACACCGCCACAUAGAUGCUCUUGGUUAGCCCGUCCAUAGCGUUUCCUAUUAGGUGUUAGCAUUAAGCUAGCGGAGGCUGCGUUGUUUAAAAAACACAUGCAUUUCUGUUUGUUUGAUGUUUAAUUUGACAGUAAACUUCAACUGUGAGGAGCAAUAAACGGCUUGAAAAAAAAUGUCUAGACGCCAAACUGCUCCUCGCUGUAAAGUGAGUUGAGUCACUCCCAAAAUACAGCGCUCACAUGUCAGGUUUUUGCUCGCAAGUCAAACAAAAACGUCCGCCGAAUGACAAUUUGUAUCUAAAAAAAAAACUCGGAAUUCGGGUCACUCGUAUCUCAAGGGACCACUGUAUAUACUGUUAUAUUAUUAUUAUUAUUAUUAUUAUUAUAUACUAUUAUUAUUUGGAAGAAAGUUAGUAUAAAAAAAGUAAUGGUGAUAACCCAAAAUGGUUCUUGUUUCGCCAUAAUAAUUGCAACUUAAUCUGGUAACAUGACUUUAUUUAUGGUCUGAAUUUUUUGUAUGUUCUUGUGCAAAGUAAUUCAAAUUCUGGGAAUGAAGUCAAAAUUCCCCGAAAGAAAUCACAGUGUUACAAGAAUUAAGUCAGAAUCCUUACAAUAAAAAAAAAAAAAAAGUAAUACUGAAUAGUAGAAAAAUAAUCAGUGGGUGGUCAGCCUUUUUUUUUUUUUUUACUGACUUUCCAAGUUUUUCAUGACUUUUUUUUUCCCACCUGACCAAUCGCGAACAGAAAAGAUGACUAUUCUUGUUAUAGUUUGAUAUGUUUUUUCUGGAAAUAAUUAUGUCCCUCAUAUUCCUUUGAUACUGCAUUUGAAAUGUUCUCUAUCUGCCUCUGUAAACUGAAAUCCUGGAACAGAAACUUCCCCCUCAAGCGGCCCGCCCGUGUUUUAGUUCAUUAACUUCGGAGAGGAGUACUUAACGAGAGGACGAAGAGGGCUUUGUCAAUACCCCAGUGGUCCCCGCAAUCUAUCAUAUUGACACUUUGGCCCAGGAUCGAUGGGAAAACAGCUGCGGGUUCCCCCUGGAUGGGUUUGACGAAACUUGGCGUCAACCCUUAAAAAGCUGCUACUCGCUGCAAUUUAAUACAUGGGAAACUUGAGCAGAAUGUUAAGUGGCAAGCUGUGUUAGAAUGCACAAUGUCAAACAUGUCAAGCGCUGCUUUCAUCUGCUUUGUAUUCAUUCAUCACUUAAAUUUCCUCACACUUUUUUUAUAUAUCAAUAAAUAAAUGCAUAUA
Phycodurus eques (leafy seadragon) is the source of this 4863-nucleotide messenger RNA. RefSeq names its product exocyst complex component 4 (gene exoc4). Gene Ontology annotation, cellular component: synapse; exocyst; growth cone membrane. Lineage: Eukaryota; Metazoa; Chordata; Actinopteri; Syngnathiformes; Syngnathidae. The record is from RefSeq and is a predicted model, not a curated record. Bases 5 to 2956 code for a protein of 983 amino acids. Gene Ontology annotation, biological process: exocytosis; Golgi to plasma membrane transport; chemical synaptic transmission. The transcript is spliced from 20 exons.